Molecule: messenger RNA, 822 nt
Organism: Chlorella variabilis
Lineage: Eukaryota; Viridiplantae; Chlorophyta; Trebouxiophyceae; Chlorellales; Chlorellaceae
Exons: 3
Source: RefSeq, a predicted model, not a curated record
AUGGCUGGGUGUGCGGUGAGUCUCCCUGCCAGGCUUCGCGGGCAGCGGCUGAGCACACUCUCCACGCACAAGAGCAGCCGACGACGCUGCCGCCCGCCAAUCCCCGCGGCCUCACCGCCGCCUCACCGCACUUCUGCCGCCGCUUGCCUUGUCCCGCGCGCCGCAGGCUGCAACAGCAACGGCCAGCUGGGCGUGGGCGACACGGCAGACGUGGCGGAGCCGCAGUCGCUCAAGGUGGCGCGCCGCUGGGCGGCGCUCAGCAUGGGCAGCAGCCACGCGGCGGGCGUGACGGGGCAGGGGGAGGUGUACACCUGGGGCCUGAACGACAAGGGCCAGCUGGGCUCGGCCACCGGCCCCGGAGAGAACAAGGACGCGCCCAAGCGCAUGGAGCUGCUGGUGGGCUGGAACGUCAAGGCCAUCUCCUGCGGCGCGGAGCACACCAUCGCCAUCACCCCCGAGGACGUCAUCACCUGGGGCUCCAACGAGUACGGCCAGUGCGGGCACGGCGACAAGGCGGAGACGGACUGGGUGAAGCCUCGCAGCAUCAAGAUGCUGCACGAGCAGAUGGUGACGCAGGUCAUCUGCGGGCGGUACCACACCCUGUGCGUCACCGCCACCUCCCAGGUCUACGCCUGGGGGCGCAACAGCAGCGGCCAGCUGGGCCUGGGAGACACGGCGGACCGGCGGGGGCCCACGCUGGUGGAGGGCCUGUGGGCGCUGCCGGUGCAGCAGCUGGCGGCAGGCGAGGCGCACAGCGUGGCGCUCACCAGCAACGGCUUCCUGUUCACCUGGGGCGGCAACGAGCACGGCCAGCUGGGCCUG